AUGGCCCAGAAGGCAAUGAGGGUAACUGUUGAACUGCACCUGAGAGCGGUAACCUGUCCAGGAGUGCAUUUACCAGCCAAAGAUGACGUCUACCUCUUCGUGUGCCUGAUGAACCAGUAUAGAAAGUCCGAAUGUCUCCCAGCAGUUUUCCCGUUGCUUUUUCGAGAGAAAAUGAGAUUUGAAAAGGUAUUCAAGUACGCUGUCGACCCCGCAGAUAUUGCAGAGAUCUUGCAAUUUGAAAUGGUCAAAGUUGAGCUUAUACAGUUAAUUCCCCCAGUUGGGGAAAUACUAGCAAGUUUUGAGGAGGAUGCAAGGAGUUUUCUGUUCCCUGAGCCCAAGCUGGUUCCCUCUUUUUCUGGAGUGGACCGAGAGGUUCUCAUGACGAGGGACCCCACAUUUCCUGGAAUUUCUCCAAGAUUAGAAUUUUCCACUAGGACAACCAUAAGUGACUGUUCAGAGGAAGACCAUUCACCAGUUGCGCCAGUGAGAGUGGUCACAAGGAAAAGACAAAAGAAGUCCCGGCAGCAGGGCCGCACCUCACCCCAAAGAAGACUGUGCUCCUCCGCCCCACGGAGUCAAAGAGGUUAUCAAGGCCGAGAGACGGCACCAAAGGUGUCCAGGUCACGCUCUCUGUCCCCGUACACUGCGGGUCUGCUUGAAGAAGAAGGAGUUUUGGGCGGCACAUGGGCAGUCCUCACCCCAAAAGGGUCCCGUUACAUUCAGGCCCACCAGGGUACGAAGCCCCACUCUGCAUCGCCCAAGAUCUCCGAACAGAGCUGUUCACUGUUGCGUUCCUCAAAUGUAUGGGAGGAGGUUCAAGAGCGUGUCCGCAACCUUCUUUCCUCCUCCGGGGCGGUGCGCAGACUGGCCCAAGGUGCUACAGACUCAGAAACAGAUGAGGUGCUAAGACGGAGGUCAAUCUCACCACAUUCAUGGCCAUUGUAG
Messenger RNA from Chanos chanos (milkfish), 945 nucleotides. RefSeq names its product spermatogenesis associated 6-like (gene spata6l). Gene Ontology annotation, biological process: spermatogenesis. Lineage: Eukaryota; Metazoa; Chordata; Actinopteri; Gonorynchiformes; Chanidae. The record is from RefSeq and is a predicted model, not a curated record. Gene Ontology annotation, molecular function: myosin light chain binding. Gene Ontology annotation, cellular component: sperm head-tail coupling apparatus. The transcript is spliced from 10 exons. Bases 1 to 945 code for a protein of 314 amino acids.